AUGGCGCGCUUGAUAUCUGGCCAGGCCAGACUGCUGCCCGAGAACACAGGAGAAGAGGACGCUCCUGAAGCACGUGUCGUCCUAGAGCUGACGGAGCUCUGCCCAGAUCUUCAAUACGCCUUCCAGGUGUUGGCUCGCUACCCCACCGUGGGGCCUCGCACCUUUCACAAGAUCUACGAGGUGGGAAAGAUCUCGAGGAAGACAGUGGAGGCUGAAUUUGACUCUUUACCUGUCCCGAGCCAGGUGCCAUGCUCAGAGGAAAACCAGGAGAAGAUGCAGCGCUGGCUGCAAGACGAGAGCCGCCUUGUACUACUGUCUUGGCCGGGCCUUGUUCCCGAAGCUGGCAACCCGCGGCAAGCCAGCCUGGCUCGGAAGGAUGGCUGGGACUCUGUGAAUAAGCCUUACGAGGUCCAGGCAGCACCGCUGUCCAAGGGAGACUGGUUCCCCUGCCCCGUGGUCACAGCCCCGUUCUCCCUGGACGGCCAGGUCUGCGUGGCCGUGCGCUCCCUGCCCUUUGCAGCUGGCAGGUUCCGGCUCUUUGAUCCGCGGAGCCUGGAAGCAGGACCCGCCACGAGGCCGUUGGUAGCUUGCUACGAGCGCCUGGAGCCUUGCCGGGGGGAAAUGGUGGCCCUUGGCGCGAUCCCAAAGACUUUGGGCAUCCGUCUCCGUAUCCCGCUGAGCGACCGUUCUACCUCCAGGCUGGCAGCUCUCUUGCAGCUCCGUUUCCGGCGGAUCGGACACGAAGCUUCCUCCUGGGAGGAACUCCCCGCAGAAGGGCUUCGAGAUUCUUCGGAGGAAGUGCUUCUGGUGGUCCGGGAGGAGGAUGGGCUGGAGCUGGGCUUCGUCUACGAGUUUCAAGUGCGCGUGGGGGACGACUGCCGCAUGGGGACCUGGUCGCAGGCUUCCCAUCCCGUCCGUUUUGCCUUGACCCCACCGGUGCCAUCUGAAGGCGGAGGUCUGCGGGUGGUGGAGCAGGGCGACACGGCGGAGCUCAGCUGGGCACCUUUCCGGCCCGAUGCGGAUCUCCAGGCCCAGCUCCCCGGCUUCCGUCGGCUCCCGAUCGAGUACACGCUGUCCGUCUCCGGCGGCGAGCCCGCGUCUCCUGUGGCUGUCCUCUGCACCACGGAGACCUCAGCCACAGUGCGCGGGCUUCGACCUCUCUGCGCAUACUCCGCGCACCUCAGCGCGCGCUGGUCCCGGUUCGGCCUUCCCGAGGAAGGUCACGGUGCUCUGAUGGCCGCCUUCACCACCUCAGGGCUCGGCGGCAGCAAGCUGACUGCGGAGCUCUCGGUGCGGGGAAGCGGGUCCACAACGGUGGCAAGGAUCCCGCUGGAAGGCCUUCAGCCAGCUGCUGUCACCCUGGACCUUGACCCGUACUAUUUGCAGCCUCGCUUGGGCCACUGCAAGCCAGACUUUGUGCGCAAGCCCUCCUUGCCGAGCUCCAGAUCCGCGCAGCGCACGGAGGAGGCGCAAACAUCAGAUUCAGCAGCCCCACACGGCGACCCACACAAGCACUCCCUGCCUUCACUUGUACCCAUGCCGCCGCCAAAGUUCACAACCCGGGACCCGUUGUCUUUUGCGUUACGUGCGGGGCCCAGCAGCAGGGGCAUUUCAAAUGCAUUAACUGCGCAUGGCUGCUCUGAGUCCAUCCGGCGACUUCCCGGUCGCGGCCUCCUCGCUCUGCACGUUGACUUGCCGAAGACCGGUGAGGAUCGGAGAGACGUGGCCGCUGAAGGCGCCAGUCAAAAGAGAUUUCGCAAUGUUCUGUGCCGGUACAGUGGCUGUAUCCUUUGCAUCCUUUGCCACACUUCCAUGCUUGGUGCAGCCUUGAAGCCUCAUCUUGCAAGCCUUGCAAGCUUCCAGCAUCUUCUCGCCAUGGGGAAUUCCGCGACAUGCUGUGCAUCUAGCACUGCUCAGCACUUGGAAGCCUUAAGGUGCUGGACUUGUCAAAUUGCCAGCGCGCCUGCCAAGUCCAACGAGAAGCCGGAGGUGACGGUGGCGACCACCACAGCUUCACCACCCCCCGAGGACUUUGUCAGUACUGAAUGUGUACGGACUGUACUGGUUGAGAGUCCGGCAGCCUUAGCGCAGGAACCCGAAAAGGCCGAGAAAGGCCCCAUCAAAGCAGAGACGGCUGAGCCGAAGACACGGGUGCUUCGCUUCGUGCUCCCGGACGGUGGAACUCAAGAUAUCGAGUUCGAGAACAAGCCUCUGGGGAUCGACUUCAGCCGGAGCCUGCCCUUGACAUGCAAGCGCCUGAAGCCGGGGAUGCAAGGUGAGAAGAAGGAGGUGAAGAUCGGCUGGUGCGUGACGCACAUCAAUGAUGCACCUGUCCCUGCAGCCUGCUUGCACUUGCUUGCACGUUUAGGCCGCCCCGCACACUUCAACACAGGAUCACGUGGCCCAACACGAAAGGCCUCGUAA
This is a messenger RNA of Symbiodinium pilosum, 2424 nucleotides long. NCBI's taxonomy places the organism in Eukaryota, Dinophyceae, Suessiales, Symbiodiniaceae. The record is from the annotation of a GenBank genome assembly.